AUUAAUAUUAAAUGGCGUACAUAUAAACACGAUCACGAUAUGUAGUGACCAGAGUAUUGAAAUCGAAGUGACCAUUUAUUGAAUUUUAAAAGUGGACAUACCAAAUGCCAUUACUCAAUAUAAACCAAGAGACAAGGUGGUCUUCAAAUUCUACCUCAAAGCAAUGAAACCACAACUCUCCACAUUCCCUCUCAUCCUCCUCGUCUCCAUCUGCUGCACCCUAACACGGGGACAGUCCCCGGCUGCAGCCCCAUCCCCGGCCCCCGCAGGCCCCACGAACGUGACGGCCAUCCUGGAGAAGGCCGGGCAGUUCGGCACAUUCAUCCGCCUCCUGCAGAACACGAAAGUAGCGGACCAGAUAAACACGCAGCUCAACAGCUCCAAGCAAGGCGUCACCAUCUUCGCCCCCACCGACAGCUCCUUCUCCAACCUCAAAGCCGGCACGCUCAACUCCUUCUCUGACGAGCAGAAGGUGGAGCUCAUGCAGUUCCACGUCCUCCCUUCCGUCUUCUCCCCCUCGCAGUUCCAGACCGCCAGCAACCCCAUGCGCACCCAGGCCGGCGGCAGCCAGGGCUCCUACCCGCUCAACGUCACCGCCUCCGGGAACCAGGUCAACAUAACCACCGGCGUCACCAACGCCACCGUGGCCGGCACCGUGUACACCGAUGCCCAGCUCGCCGUCUAUCAGGUUGACCACGUGCUGCUUCCUCUCAGUUUUUUCACGACUCUGUCGCCGGCUCCUUCGCCUUCCAAGCCCGGCAAGGCUGCCCCGGCACCAGACUCGCCGCCCGGAUCUGAUGCCACUCCGGAUUCUUCUCAUGCAAAUGUAAUUACUACAAAGAUGGUCGCCUGCGCGAUCCUGUUCUUGGCGGCAUUCGCUUGAAUUCUUCUACUUGAUGCUGUUGCAUUAUCAGCUACAAGAUUUCUUUUGAGUAAUACAUACAAGCCAGUCAUUUUUUGGUUAUAAAGUUUCGAUCUUUGAAAAUAAGGACUUCAACACAUAGCUACAGCCUACAUAGCAUAUUUCUGUAUCUUUAAAUAUUUUGACAUGGUGCACUAUAUUAAUGGCUUCCUCUUCUGGAUC
Messenger RNA from Salvia miltiorrhiza (redroot sage), 1084 nucleotides. RefSeq names its product fasciclin-like arabinogalactan protein 11. The coding region runs from base 164 to 883 and encodes 239 amino acids. The record is from RefSeq and is a predicted model, not a curated record. The transcript has a single exon. Lineage: Eukaryota; Viridiplantae; Streptophyta; Magnoliopsida; Lamiales; Lamiaceae.